AUGCGGCGCUGGAAUCCAUGCGCCGUGGCAGUUGCGCUGUUCUCUGUUUCUCGCGCGAUUGCCUCCGAGAGAAUGACACGUAAGGUGCAGAAGGUCCCAACUGUGCACAUUGACGGGGUGGAUGAGUCAGCAAAGGAUAACGAAGAUGCCGGUGGGGUUGAAGGUGAGGGUGCGGAAGAAUCUGUUGUUGAGAUGGUCGAGGCGGAACUGCAGGCACUACCCAAAACGUAUAGAGGAAAGUCGCUGAAAGAGUCGUGUUUGUCCAUGGAAGAGAGGCGACUGCUUGCACAGAUGCUUUUUGAGACACAUUACACUUCGGAAGGAGAGGGAAAAGAGGACAAGGCAAUGCGGUAUCAAAGUGCAUUGGAGGUGCAGUGGUUGGAAGAGUGGGCGCUCGGCGCGGGGUGGAGCGAGAAGGACGCAGUACGUAGUGCUGUUAAGAAGGCGGUGCUGCAGCGUGUUGAUCUGCAUAAACCUCUUGCAUAUAUUAUCGGACAUCAGCCUUUUUAUGGGUGCAAUAUUCACUGCUCUCCUCCACUACUGUGUCCAAGACCGGAGACAGAGAUGUGGACUCACUGGUUUGUUCAGAAAUAUCUUGCCCACUCAGUAGCCGGUGACAAGCCACCGUUACGUGUAUUAGACAUGUGCUGUGGCACUGGAUGUGUUGGUAUUGCCAUCGCCGUGCAUGUACCACACACAGAAGUUGUGGCGGUUGAUAUUAUGGAUGAGGCCGUACAGGUCUCUGAGGAGAAUGCAAGACGAAAUGGUAUUCCCUCAUCGCGUUAUCGUGCAAUCAAAAGCGACAUGUUUGAGGCCUUUUUUGCACCUGAUGGCAAUUCCAGUAGUGAAAAAAAUGAGGAGGAAAUGGGCGGGAAAAGAAAGACAAAACUGGCAGAUUCAUACGUGGAUUCGUUGGACAUUAUUGUCUCAAAUCCUCCUUAUGUACUUCCGGAGCAGUACUUUUGCCUCCCUCCUAGCAUAAAACUUUGGGAAUCGAAGCUUGCCUUGGUGGGCGAUGCUAAGCGGGAGAACCAUCAAUAUUUCUAUUUUCAGGAGCUCUGCGAAUUGGGGGCUACCAUGUUGAAGCCGAAGGCGCAUCGUGAUAAGGCUCUUGUCGAUGCACCAAAUUUCAUUGUGGAGGUGGGACUGCAGGGAGAGCGUGUGGCUUCUCUCAUAGAACGGAGCGGGUUGUGGGAGAAUGUGGAGGUGCAUCUUGACUACGCACAGCAGCUGCGCUGGAUAACUGCCUCGUCCUCCCAUUGA
Molecule: messenger RNA, 1263 nt
Organism: Trypanosoma rangeli
Lineage: Eukaryota; Euglenozoa; Kinetoplastea; Trypanosomatida; Trypanosomatidae
Product: methyltransferase
Exons: 1
Coding region: 1-1263 (420 amino acids)
Biological process (GO): methylation
Cellular component (GO): mitochondrion
Molecular function (GO): nucleic acid binding; methyltransferase activity
Source: RefSeq, a predicted model, not a curated record